AGGUUAGGUUUUGGACUGAAUUGACUGCUUCUGAGAACAGCCAAAUAAAAAGAGGUGUCACUCUACUUUUUUUCGGGAUAUCGCUAACGACAUGGAAUGAAGAAGGAGAUAAAGUUCUACUAAACAUAAAAUAAUUUAAGUAAAAGAACCAUUGAGAUACUUUCAACCUGUCAUACUUAAUAACUUUUGGGGCAGAAUUAACAGAGGGGCGCUCAAACGCGAAGGCAGAAGACGGAUUUUGUGCUGGUGUGUUGCAUCUUUAGCAUGAACGAUCUUUUCCGUGACGUACGUUUUGCGCGAAACUCGGAUCUGGAAAGCUAAAGUGGAGUAGUUGGAAAUGAGUAAAAAAGAUAACGGGGCGGGCGUCAUCCUUGCCUACCUAAAUGAGAAGAACCGGCCCUAUAGCGCUCAGGAUGUCUUCUCUAAUUUACAAAAGCAACAUGGUCUGGGCAAAACGGCAGUGGUCAAAGCCAUGGAGCUGCUGGCCCUGGAAGGCAAGAUAAAGGAGAAAAUAUAUGGCAAGCAAAAGAUUUAUUUUGCUGACCAGGCUCAGUUCAAAGAUGUGAACGAUGCAGACCUGAAGGCAAUGGACCAUCAGAUCUCAGAGCUCAGUGAAGAGGUGCAAUCCCUUACCCAGAGCUGCAGGCAGCUGGAUGCAGAACUGAAGGAGCUAAACAGCUCCCUUACAACAGAGGAAAUGGUGUCAGAGAUCCAGGAGCUAAAAGCAGAGUGUUCUGGGUACAGAGCCCGACUGGAGAAGAUAAAGUCGGCCUCAAAUCACAUCACGCCAGAGGAGAAGGACAAGGUUUAUAAAGAACGAGAUCUGUACAUUAAAGAGUGGAAAAAGAGGAAGAGACUGGCUUCAGACAUGACAAAUGCAAUCCUCGAGGGUUAUCCAAAGAGCAAAAAGGAGUUCCUGGAAGAAGUUGGAGUGGAGACUGAUGAGGACUGUAAAGUAGUUCCUCCAAAUACUUGAACAAGAAAGUUCUUUUACAGUCACCUUGCCACUAAUCUAAGCAAAUGGAUUACACAGGAAAGCAAUCUGAAGCCCAGAGAAUACUUUAUUUAUGGCCCUUUUUUUUUGAAUAGAUAGUUCAACUUUAAUAAAUGCUUUAAUUGAAAAAAAGUUU
Molecule: messenger RNA, 1130 nt
Organism: Pundamilia nyererei
Lineage: Eukaryota; Metazoa; Chordata; Actinopteri; Cichliformes; Cichlidae
Gene: psmc3ip
Product: PSMC3 interacting protein
Exons: 8
Coding region: 338-976 (212 amino acids)
Biological process (GO): meiotic strand invasion involved in reciprocal meiotic recombination; homologous chromosome pairing at meiosis; meiotic joint molecule formation
Cellular component (GO): DNA recombinase auxiliary factor complex; condensed nuclear chromosome
Molecular function (GO): recombinase activator activity; double-stranded DNA binding
Source: RefSeq, a predicted model, not a curated record